UGACAUUUGAAGGUUCACAUCUCUAUGGAAUUUUAAAAAUGUUAUUGAUGAAAUUUGAGAGACCAAAUAAAAUAAAGAUGGUGUUCAAAUCUGAGUACUUCCCUCCAGUUAUUUUUCCAAAACAGUGAGAAGUUAACGGUCGACUGUGACAAUUUUCGUACGAAAUUGAAAUUUCCCCAAUUCUCGAGUAUACUGAAUCUUACCAUUUCUUCUAUUCGCCAAAACCUACGAAUCGAGGAAGAAGAAGAAGAAGAGACCAUGGGAAUCUCAAACCUCUCAUACGAGGAAUGUCGUCAGAAAAGAGUUGAAGAAAACAAGAAGAGAAUGGAAGCCCUAAAUUUGCCCUUACUUUCUCAAGCUCUCCUCGAUUCUUCCCCUUCCAAAUCCUCCCCUAGUAAGCAGGUCAAAGCCUCGCGUGAUGCAGAAACAACUGGUGGUGGUGAGGAGGUCCAGUCGCGUAGCAAAGCAACCAACGCCUGUUUACGCUGAAGUUCUUGUCGAUCGUGUGGCGAUUCCUAGAAGGAUCUCCAGAGCAAGAGAUUUUUCAGCCCAGUUUUAUGCUUCGGAUGAAGCAAGAAAAAAAGCCUUUGAAAGAGCUCUUGAGUUACAAUCUGGAUUGGAGCCGAAUUAUCCCAGCUGUAUAAAGUCGAUGGUUCGGUCUCAUGUUAGUGGUUGUUUCUGGCUGGGCCUUCCUUCUCAUUUCUGCAAGACGCACCUUCCAAAGAAUGAUGGAGUAAUGACUUUAAUAGAUGAAGAUGGUGAUGAGUAUCCAAUAAUAUAUUUGGCACGAAAAACAGGUUUUAGUGGUGGAUGGAAGGGUUUUUCAAUUGCUCAUAAGUUAAGUGAUGGAGAUGCUGUGGUUUUUCAACACAUUAAACCUACAGCCUGCAAGAGAGGAGAGUGUUACCAUCAACCAUGUAGAAAAAGAUGUUUAAAGAUUGAAAACAGACUAAUAAAAGGUGUACAUCUUUAGAGCGAAUGGUUCCAAAGAAGAGAGUGAUUCUAACAAUAGCUAAAUGAUUUACUUUCUUAUCCCAAGUCAGUUCAUUUCAGGUGAUAAUUUGAAGAGGCUUGGGGAAGAUGUGCACAUAAUGCAACUACUUUUUUGCAAAUUUCUUUUGAGUAAAAGGCAAUCUGUGUCUUGUACAAUCUUGUAUCAGCUGAAUUAUAUUUGGGGGCGGUGUGUGCAUUCAAGUCUCCCUUGUUCCUAACAUUUUUCUUCUCUCUUUUUUGUUAAACCCUUUUUUUUGUUUUAGCUUAGUAGACUACUUGCUAUCUGAUAGAUUUUGCUGAUUUUCAUUGGGAAAAAGCCUUGAAGGUUUCUAGUGGGAUGGCCCCCGUGUAAGCCAUUGUUACAAUAGCUCUUAAACUGGUUUCUUGAGUAAUAUUUUGUAUUCCUCUCCAGAAAGUCCAAAACGAAGGGCACAUUUGGAUAGAUUUCUAAAAGUAAUUUUAUUUGAAACACGUGAACGGUGGAUAGGUGAGUCCCAAUAGUUCUAAUUAGCAUAAAUUUAUGGAGUGUUAAUUAUCUUGUAAUUUCAAAUUACUAGAACUGAUUAUGUUUAGGGUGACAUAUGGGGUAGUGUGUAUGUGUAAUUGUUGAUGCUUUAAUUUGAUAUGUAACGAUCAAAUUAGCACAUAUAUUAUUUAUUCCAUA
Messenger RNA from Cucumis sativus (cucumber), 1657 nucleotides. RefSeq names its product B3 domain-containing protein At3g19184. Lineage: Eukaryota; Viridiplantae; Streptophyta; Magnoliopsida; Cucurbitales; Cucurbitaceae. Gene Ontology annotation, molecular function: DNA binding. The record is from RefSeq and is a predicted model, not a curated record. The coding region runs from base 419 to 973 and encodes 184 amino acids. The transcript is spliced from 8 exons.